This is a messenger RNA of Fomitopsis serialis, 603 nucleotides long. RefSeq lists its product as uncharacterized. The record is from RefSeq and is a predicted model, not a curated record. Bases 1 to 603 code for a protein of 200 amino acids. NCBI's taxonomy places the organism in Eukaryota, Fungi, Basidiomycota, Agaricomycetes, Polyporales, Fomitopsidaceae. The transcript is spliced from 3 exons.
AUGCUCCUCACGCCCUAUCUCUUGAAGGGCAUCGCCGCCCUCAAGAGUAUCUUCAUCCUCACCUCAAGCGCUUCUGCAUCGCGGUACUCCCAGCACGUCAACAGGCGCACGAUUGGCUCUGGAUUUCUAGUGCUCGGUCUCGCCUAUGUUCUCACCCUUGGUGCAUCAGACGACUUACCUCUGGACACGCUCAGCCAUCUUCUGGAGUCUCCGUCGAUGGAUCCCGAUAGGUGGCAGACGCGCCCGGGAGACCUCGCUCCUCCCUUCCCAAAGGUCGACUGGCUGAUUGUUCCGUCGGCUGGGGGCACGGCAGAGCCUGACGCAUAUGUCCCCCGUCUAUCGGGGACACUUCGCAGUAUGACAUCGGCACCCCUCCGGCUCUCGUGGAUGUGGACGUACCCGAGCUCGACUGGUCGAUUCCCGAGGCUCCCACUAUCCAAACGCCCGAGGCCGCGGAAACGAAGCCCGACUACGUCUCUUAUGAUGUCUAUCUCACCAGAAUCGCCUGGGCCCCUAACAACACCUUCUGGAGCGAGCAGGUCCCUUUUGCUGCCGCGCCUGACGAUGUUCAAUUCGUGCGACAUCACGAGCUGUCCAUCCUGA